Molecule: messenger RNA, 840 nt
Organism: Medioppia subpectinata
Lineage: Eukaryota; Metazoa; Arthropoda; Arachnida; Sarcoptiformes; Oppiidae
Source: the annotation of a GenBank genome assembly
GGUCCGGGUGCGAGUGGCACUGGUUUUGGAAACUUCAAUGAAAUCGGACCGUUAGACUCGGGUUUGAAAGUGAGGAACACUUCAUGGAUUAAAUACGCGAAUCUGUUAUUCAUUGACAAUCCCGUGGGAACCGGAUUUAGUUAUGUCGACAGCAGCGCCGCCUAUACCAAGAAUAAUGACGAGAUCGCCAAAGAUUUGGUCACUUUAAUGAAAGAUUUUUAUAAGAAAUCACCAGAAUUUGAGUCGACGCCAUUGUAUAUCUUUUGCGAGUCAUACGGCGGUAAAAUGACCGUCGGUUUUGCCAAAGAGUUGCAUCGGGCCAUUCAAAACAAAGAGAUCAAAGCCAAUUUCAAGGGCAUUGCUUUGGGCGACUCCUGGAUCUCCCCGAUAGACUCGGUGUCCACGUGGGGACAGUAUCUCUAUACUUUGUCAUACAUUGAUAGACACCAAAAGAGUCAAAUCGAUGCCAAAGCCGAAGAGAUCAGAACCUCUCUGAAGAAUGGCGAGUAUGAAGAGGCGACUAAUCAAUGGGGAAGUCUUGAGAUGUUUGUCGGUUCCCUCGACGGUGGUAUUGACUGGUAUAACGUACUCUUCGGAUCAAAUAAUCAAUUGAGUACCAGAUAUAUGAAUCAAGUGAAAUCAUUUAACAACACAUCACUUCAGAGUAGUAUUAUUAGACAUUUGGCCAAAUAUCAUAAUGAUGAUCUGGACGCAUUAAUGAACGGUCCCAUUAAGACUAAACUUAAAAUCCCAGCGAAUGUCAGAUGGAGUGAACAGUCAUAUACGGUAUUCCAGCACUUGUCCGCUGAUUUCAUGCGCGAUGUGGUCAGUGAUGUGGAC